CUCAAUAGCGCUCUGCAUACCUGGAUCACAAUGGAUGAAGAAGAUGAAUUCUUGUACGGACCUUCCACGACAAGUGCGCCUGCCCCACCACCUGCCGCACCUGCAAGCGCCGCUCCCAGCAACAAUGUCGUUGCGAAGCUCGAAGCGGAGGCAGAUGCUCAAGAAGAAGCCACUCCAGGACUCGACGGAACGCCAGGACUGGACGCGCCACAGCAAGAUGCGCAAGAAGCACAGUCCCGCGAGGACAGUGACGAGGAGAUGGACAGCGAGGACGAGGAUGAUGUAGAAAUCAUCAUGGAAGCGCCGGUGCCACGGUCGCUGGAUCUGAGACAACAAAACCGAGGAAGGUCAUACGUGAACCCAGCUGCCAACAGGAGCACACCCACAGGCCAGAAUCCCUCCCUCACCACCGAGUACCAACCCAUACAACGCGGGGCCACCACACCAUCCACUCAGCCCCCUGCCCCUCAACCGAUCCCUCAAUCAUCAUCUACACCCGCACCCUCCGCAAGCGCCCAACCAACCGCUACCACCCCCGCGCAGCCCAAAGACGAACCUAAAGAUGACGGCGUUGACCCGAACACACUUCCCCCUGCCACCCGAGCUGACUCCCAGCCCGAAAUCGACCCCGGCGCAGUCGGCAUCUUCGAGGGCCGCCCCAUCAUCGACCUCGACCUCGCCGCGCUCGCCGACAAGCCCUGGCGCCGCCCGGGCGCGGACCUCUCCGACUGGUUCAACUACGGCUUCGACGAGAUCAGCUGGGAGGCGUACUGCUACCGCCGGCGCGACCUCGGCGAGCUCGCGGACGUGCUCAAGGCGAACGUGCUCAACUUCAGCGGCAUGCCCGAGGACCAGCUCACGCAGCUGCCGCCGGAGGUCCGGCAGAUGGUCAUGACGGGGACGAACGCGCUCAUGAACAACGCGGCCGCGGGCGGGGGCAUGAUGCCGAACGCGGGGAUGAUGAUGGACAUGGGCGGGAUGAUGGAUAUGGGGAUGGGAGGCGGGGGUAUGGGAGGGAUGGGCGGUGGGGGCAUGGGCGGUAUGGGCGGCAUGCCGAUGGACCAGCAGCAGCAGCAGGGCGCGGCGCCGAAGCAGGAGUUCGAGGGCAUGGAGGGCGGCAUGGGAUACGGGAUGGGGAUGGGCAUGGGCGAGUACGGCAUGCAGGACCAGCAGCAGAUGCAGCAGCAGAUGGGCGGGCAGAUGACGCCCCAGAUGACGGGGCAGAUGAACCCGCAGAUGCAGCAGCAAAUGGGUGGGCAGAUGCCUUUCCAGGGUAUGGAGGGCCCGUCCCAGAGUCCGCCAGUACCAGCCGCAGGGCGUGGGGGACCGCCGCCUUUCCGCGGACGUGGAUCGUUGCGCGGACGCGGAGGGUUCGCGGGUCGCGGGCGUGGUGCUCAUGUGCCAACACCUCCCGUCCGCUCAACCUCGCCUUUGCCACCCAACGUCCCAACCGGCCCCCGCAACCAAAACAAGUACAAAGACCGGGACAACAACGCCCAGUCUGUCGACGGCCUCGAUUAUGGCGGCGGCGCCUCCGCCCGCACGCAAAGUCGCGAGCCAGACGAGAGGGCUUACAGGAAGCGCCGAGCGUCCCCGAACUACGACGACUCUCGCAGCUCUUCCAAGAGGCGGUAGACUCACUGUAAUUGCUUGUGCUGUACCUUACACCCGAUGUCAUCUUGGUGCCCUGCAAGCCUGAUCUUCGCCUGGUCAACUAAGCUCCCACGACGCUGCCUAUGAACCCGUUGCU
This is a messenger RNA of Schizophyllum commune H4-8, 1750 nucleotides long. Its product is annotated as Fip1-domain-containing protein. The transcript has 9 exons. Gene Ontology annotation, cellular component: mRNA cleavage and polyadenylation specificity factor complex. The record is from RefSeq and is a predicted model, not a curated record. NCBI's taxonomy places the organism in Eukaryota, Fungi, Basidiomycota, Agaricomycetes, Agaricales, Schizophyllaceae. Gene Ontology annotation, molecular function: RNA binding. Bases 31 to 1635 code for a protein of 534 amino acids.